This is a messenger RNA of Perkinsus marinus ATCC 50983, 525 nucleotides long. RefSeq lists its product as hypothetical. Lineage: Eukaryota; Perkinsozoa; Perkinsida; Perkinsidae. The record is from RefSeq and is a predicted model, not a curated record. Gene Ontology annotation, cellular component: COG complex. The transcript has 4 exons. The annotation marks the transcript as partial. Gene Ontology annotation, biological process: intra-Golgi vesicle-mediated transport.
GUAUCACUGGUUACCGUCCACGGCGUUGAUCCAAGGCCCCGAUGACUAUGACUUGUCUAGUGUGGGUGACAGUGACAAAGCGUCUUUGACUGUUUAUCUCACACGCCACCGACCACUUGCGGUCUUCUUCAAUGACGUUACUACAGCGAUGAACGAACUUCGACAGUGCCCUGCUUCGAGUGUCGCAGAACCUGUUGCAAGGUCCCUGAGUAGUUGCUUGAGUGAAGUUGCACGAUCGUUGCGCGACUUGAAGGGGACUAUAGCGUCUACAGACGAGCCGGAGCUUCGUCGAAUGACACGCCACUUUGCCGAUAUCGUCGUUCCCGUGGUGGCUGACAUGUAUUCAAAAAUUUACGGUGAUGUUGCACAGCAUUAUUUACCGCUUAUCAGUACUGAAGUGUUGUCGGGAAUUGAGGAUUCUCGCAUAGAAUCUCCUGAAGAAGUCAAUGGUUGUGAUGAAGAGUCAAAGAACGAUAUUGCGGUGGACGAUCCGCCACCACAGAGUGGUGUUGUCACUGAUACCCC